Andrographis paniculata is the source of this 784-nucleotide messenger RNA. Its product is annotated as 40S ribosomal protein S11. Gene Ontology annotation, biological process: translation. Gene Ontology annotation, cellular component: ribosome; cytosolic small ribosomal subunit. The coding region runs from base 124 to 603 and encodes 159 amino acids. Lineage: Eukaryota; Viridiplantae; Streptophyta; Magnoliopsida; Lamiales; Acanthaceae. The transcript is spliced from 6 exons. The record is from RefSeq and is a predicted model, not a curated record. Gene Ontology annotation, molecular function: structural constituent of ribosome.
UAUAUAUUGACAUACAAGGUCACCUGCUCGUCUCUUGCAGAUUAGGGUUUACGCUGCUGCUGCCUCUUCCGCCGCCGCAUCAAAUUUACCGGGGGGACGCACGCUUCUUCGAACCACGCAACAAUGGCGGAGCAGACAGAGAAGGCCUUCUUGAAGCAGCCUAAAGUGUUUCUUAGCUCCAAGAAAUCAGGGAAGGGUAAAGCGCCUGGAAAGGGAGGAAACAGAUACUGGAAGAGCAUUGGAUUAGGGUUCAAAACACCACGUGAAGCCAUUGAAGGAACAUAUAUCGACAAAAAAUGCCCCUUCACCGGCACUGUCUCCAUCCGAGGCCGCAUCCUAGCUGGCACAUGCCACAGUGCAAAAAUGACCCGAACCAUAAUUGUCAGGAGGAACUACCUGCACUGGGUGAAGAAAUACCAAAGAUAUGAGAAGAGGCAUUCCAAUACGCCGGCACACAUUUCACCAUGCUUUCGUGUGAAGGAAGGGGAUCAUGUCAUCGUCGGCCAAUGCAGGCCAUUGUCGAAGACGGUGAGGUUUAAUGUCCUCAAGGUGGUCCCGGCUGGCUCCUCCGGGCGGGGGAAGAAGGCUUUCACUGGGAUGUGAAAUCCAGGUUGCUAGAUUUUAAUGUUUUUUUUGCAAGGAAGAUGAGUUUUGGACCACUGCUUGCUAUCUAUGGUUUAAUUUUGUGAUUUCAUCUUUGUUAUAACUCUUAUGAUUAUAUUAUAUAUACUCAUCGACAUUUCUUUAGAUUAUAUAUUUAAAUAGAACUGUUAUGGUUCUUGUA